Metarhizium robertsii ARSEF 23 is the source of this 708-nucleotide messenger RNA. RefSeq names its product NAD(P)-binding domain protein. The coding region runs from base 1 to 708 and encodes 235 amino acids. The transcript is spliced from 4 exons. Lineage: Eukaryota; Fungi; Ascomycota; Sordariomycetes; Hypocreales; Clavicipitaceae. The record is from RefSeq and is a predicted model, not a curated record.
AUGUCUUCCAACGUACUAAUCGCGCUAAUUCUUGGAGCAGGACCUAAUAUUGGAGCUAGUGUCGCCAGGGAAUUUGCUUCUAAAGGCUACAAAGUUGUUCUCACGUCAAGAAAGGUCCCUGAGAAUGCUAGCCCGUUGUUUUUCCACAUCAAAGGCGACCUUUCUCAACCCAAGUCAGUUGUUGAUAUUUUUACCCAAGUUCGGAAACUCCACGGAGAGCCAAGCGUUGUUGUUUAUAACGCUGGUGCGGUCUCAUUCGCGCCCAAGGAGAAUACUUUUAAUCUUGACCUUGGCACAUUCGAAUCGGAUCUUAACAUAAAUACCACGAGUGUAUUUGUUGCGAUUAAAGAAGCCCUGGCGUCUUUUUCAGCCUUACCUACUAGCACUUCUCGCACUUUUAUCUACACUGGAAACGCUAUGAACUUUGCAUCAUUCGAUGGACUCCUAACUUUGGGUGUUGGCAAGAGUGCCACUGCGCACAUGAUUGCAUCUGCAGCUGCAGCAUUUGCAGACAAGGGUUACAAGUUCUACUAUGCAGACGAACGGCGAACAUCUGGCAAACUCUGUGGUAAGGAUAUUAGUGGCACGGCUCAUGCCGAGCUAUAUGGGCAGCUCUCUGAAGACAGGAAACAGCGGCCUUGGUUGCAGACAUUUGUUAGAGGACAGGGCUAUGUUGAUUUCCCUGCUGAUACCGUUGUUACCUUCUAA